This is a messenger RNA of Mya arenaria, 1894 nucleotides long. Its product is annotated as NPC intracellular cholesterol transporter 2-like. The coding region runs from base 86 to 529 and encodes 147 amino acids. NCBI's taxonomy places the organism in Eukaryota, Metazoa, Mollusca, Bivalvia, Myida, Myidae. Gene Ontology annotation, biological process: intracellular cholesterol transport. Gene Ontology annotation, molecular function: sterol binding. The record is from RefSeq and is a predicted model, not a curated record. The transcript is spliced from 4 exons.
UUGCGGUUGAACGUUCACACAACAUCACGCGACUUUUAAGCUUGUACAUGUAUGUGAAAGUCGAAAGUACAGUAACUGGACCAAAAUGAAUUCUUCGUUAUCACUUACUAUAUUAUUUGGCUUAGUUGCCGUGAGUUUUGGUGUACAGUUCAAGGACUGUGGUAGUAAGGAAGGUGUAGUGACGGAAGUAAAAUGUACCACAGGCGGAUCCACGGCCUGUUUACUGACCAGGGGAGAAAAUGCCACGCUGGAGAUAGACUUUAAAUCAAAUACUGCACAGAAAAAACUGAAAAACGUUGUGCACGGCAUUAUUGCUAGACUUCCUGUUCCUUUUAACCCAGCCGAUGCUGAUGCCUGCAAUGGAAUGCAACCAAAAUGUCCAACAGAAGCAAAUAAGAACUACAAGUUUGUAACAUCAUUACCGGUCAAAACAGAAUACCCUACAAUAAGACUUGUUGUCAAAUGGGAGAUACAGGAUGAUCAGAAUAAUGACGUAAUCUGCAUUGAAAUCCCAGCUCAGAUCAAAUAAAGUCUCUAAAUUCCAUGAUAUAAUUUCUAUAAACAAUCACAGUCAUAAACAGUGACAGGUGAAUUAAUUACAUUCCAUGGCUUGUAUAGGCAAUCAAAUAGGACACUUAAAACAAAUUAAUAUACAAUUUACUGGACUACCUGGACACCAGGUGAAUUAAUUACAUUAUUAAAGCCAUUGACAAAAUCUGUCAUCUGUUCCAAUUCCUUGCCUUGUUAUGGUUUGGUUUAUAGUAUUAAAAAAAACAUCCAAUGGACCAAAUUUUGUCAGAAUAUUGAAUAUUUGAAUCUUGCAUUUGACUUUGUUAAUAUUUCACUAUUUCACUGGAUUCACCUAGAUUGCCAACACUUGUGAUGGUCUUACAACACAGAUGGACAGAUUUGAAACACUUUGUUUUAAUUAUUUCCUGUUUGAUUGUUUCAUAUGCAAGUGCAUUGUUCAAAACGAAAUGUUAUCUGAGUGUUUAAAAUCAACUUGAAUACAACUAAUUACAAAGUUGGAAGUAAGCAUUCCAAAAUAAAGAUUUAAGAUGCUUGGUCAACCACACAUUUCUUUUAUUUGUGCACGGAGAAAGAUUUUUUUAUAUCAUUCACUGUUUUGUUUCAUUUGAUUGUUGUUACAUGAUACAUCUGUGUUGAACAAGCUUAACAGCUGCCCAAGUGAUUCCACUUUGUUCAAGUGGGCACCAAGGAAGCCGGUCAUUUACUGACACCAUUAAUAAGACUCUUACUUCUUGCUAUGUGCGUGAAAUUUGCUUAUAUGUUUUUCAUGUAUGGCUGUUGAUUGUAUGUCUUGUAUGUUGAUAUUGUCUAUUCAUGCACAGACAACAACGAAUAAUUAUAUUGUCCUAGAAUCACUGAAUUCUGUUUUAAAGCUUCCCAUGUUCAAAUAUGAAAUUUUUUGAUGACUGACAUCAUUUUAAUGGAUUUGAUAUGCAAAAAAGAUAUUAAAUAUCAUCAAAAUAAUCAUAAUUAUUAUAAAGAAGCUGGUAUUAUUUUUUGUCAUAGCUAUAAAUACAUAUUACCGGGUAAUAACCAGGAAGCAAUUCAUUUCUAUAUGAAAUGAAAAUGAUGCUGGGUCACAACACAGCAACCUUUAACAUUAUCACCUAUGACUUGAUAUAGCAGUAUUAAUAACUAGUUGAGACGGUGUUUGUUAAUUUAAUACACCAGCUUAUGUAAGAGAGUUUGAACUUUAUACAUAUAUAUAUGAAUCUCUGUAUUGUUUUCUCAUGUUAUUCGAGUCAUGGGCAUAUACAAUGGUAAAUUAACGAAUUUUGUACUUUUGUGCUAUUUGUUUUCUCUUUGUAUAGUUAAUGUAUACUCUUGGUCAUACCUAUUUUUUCUAAUAAAAUCUGAAAAUGCA